CAUUGCGUUAUUAGGCCCUCUGCAGGCAUGGUGAUUAUUGGGAUUUUCUUACUGGCUUUCGGGCGACUCGUUGCUGGAGUGUGUAAUACCAAAACAGGACCGGCCGGAAGUUUGGAAUGCGUCGCCUUUAAAGACUACAACUACAAAUACCAGUGGAGCACGUGUCUCUCUGACGCCUAUAUACAGCGAAAAUCUGGCGGAACGCAUCAGUGCGUUGAUCGCACAGCCGUGUACUGCUAUUAUCAGUGCAUGCUGGAGAGUCACGAGCUCGGCGAAGGUCCUGUUUACUACGACUGCGCAUGUGACCCAAACUCGCCACUUAAAUCCCCGCUGCCAGCCAAGUGUUACAGCCCAGAUGGGACGGAUUGCUCUUGGCCAAAUACCCAUGCAAAGAAUCUGGAAGUUCUUACGCUAUCGGUUUUGGCGAUAAAUUCUGCACUCUGUACGACCAACAUAAGUCUAAGUUUGAUACGACUGGGCAGCAGUGGAUUGACGCUGUUCGAAGAUGUCUCCAGGUAGCACUGGUGCCACUUAUUCGUCAGUACACGAGUGUCAGUUGUUCUACAAUCAAGAUGACUGCCUAUGAAAGCCAUUCGGCAUGCUACACCAACCCAUACCCCGGAGCUCCAUCCAUAUGUACCCUUGGUGCUAAGAACCUCUUUCAGGUUUUUGUCACCGUUAAAUCUGCGUUUGUCGAUGACUUCUUCGCAACAGGUGAUCAACUUCUGGAGACAGCGCUGAAAUGUGGAGGCCUCUACACAGAAAACGCCAUUAAGAUAGUUAUGCAAGGAGUCUAUACCACUACUGACUACAUUGAUAACGUUUACAACAAAGUAAUGAAGGGUCUACGCAGCUACUUCAAGAACAAACUGACCUCACUUGCCGACGAUG
This is a messenger RNA of Dreissena polymorpha, 891 nucleotides long. RefSeq lists its product as uncharacterized. The record is from RefSeq and is a predicted model, not a curated record. The transcript is spliced from 4 exons. The coding region runs from base 28 to 519 and encodes 163 amino acids. Lineage: Eukaryota; Metazoa; Mollusca; Bivalvia; Myida; Dreissenidae.